Populus trichocarpa (black cottonwood) is the source of this 1400-nucleotide messenger RNA. RefSeq lists its product as uncharacterized. Gene Ontology annotation, molecular function: acyltransferase activity, transferring groups other than amino-acyl groups. NCBI's taxonomy places the organism in Eukaryota, Viridiplantae, Streptophyta, Magnoliopsida, Malpighiales, Salicaceae. Bases 80 to 1171 code for a protein of 363 amino acids. The record is from RefSeq and is a predicted model, not a curated record. The transcript is spliced from 2 exons.
GGGUGUAAGGCAAACUUUUGGAUGCAACCUUAGCUAUAAAUAGCACACCGAUUUUCUGGUUGUCAUCGUGCUGCAGAAGAUGGCAAUGUCCCAGAUUAGUAGUGAGUUUGUGCAUAAAGUACAAAUUGAAGGUGUGCAAACAGUGGCACCCUCCAAGGUGACUGAUCCAAGAGAAACGUGCCUAGUGUCAGUGAAGGACCCUGUUAGUUCAGAUAUUUUCCGGGGGUGCCUGAGCAUAGUCCUCUGCUACAACAAGGCCGUGGAGGAAGAUUCUGGUUGGCUUGUUGCGGGAUGGAUUAAGGAGUCCCUGGGGAGAGCAUUGCAGGACCAACCGAUGCUCAGUGGACGACUACGGAGAGUUGAAGAUGGCAAUGGAGAACUAGAGAUGGUGUCAAACGAUACCGGAGUUAGACUUGUUGAGGCAAAGAUUACAAUGACUUUGCAAGAGUUUCUUGGUUUGGAAGAAAACGAAAAAGCAGAGGCCGAACUCGUCUCUUGGAUGGAUAUUGAUGAACAAAAUCCCCAAUUCUCUCCGCUACUCUAUGUUCAGGUCACCAACUUCCAGUGUGGUGGGUACUCAAUUGGGAUUAGUUCUAGCCUUCUCUUGGCAGACCAUUUAAUCAUGGACAACUUCCUCCCGAGGUGGUCAGGUAUUCAAAAGAAAUUACUGCUCAACAACAAUGCACUCGAAAAGCCCAUAUUCUACCUCCCCAAUCUCAGAAACACCAGUUUAUCUCCUAGUAACACCACGAGGUCCACACCUAGCAAACAGAGUGGCCAGACAACGAUAUUCAAGAUCGCAGGCGAUAGCGAAAUUGAAGGUGUGCAGAAUGAGUUAUGCAAGAGAGCCGUAUCACAUAGCAUCCAGGAGGCAGAGCACAAACAAGGCAGUGAAAUGUCAUCAGAGUUUUCUUUGUUCGUGAAAGAAUCACCUAAGGUUAAAAGGGUCGAGAAUUGCAAGAAAAACGAGCUUGUUAAGCCUAAUCUGAACUUUAGGUGUCAAGUGAUCACCUUGGAUGAUUUAGGGAUCAAAGAAUUAGCUUUCCACGAUGGCAAUGAGCCUACUCACGUUUCUUGCUGGAUUGGAUCGGCGGUUGCAAUGGCGAUUCCAUCUUCUACUGAGAAUACUUCAGACGUCAGCGUUAUAGUUACAAUCCCUGCAGGAAAUUGAGCUCCAAGUAAGGUUUGGUUUGGCUCCUACAGUGUGUGCAUGCAUCAUUUCUUCUCUUCGCUAGUGUGCAUUUGUAACAUUGAAUGUUUGAUCAAGAGCACGGGAGCUGUUCAUGUAUUUGGAAAUGAAAUAUACAUGCUGCCUUGAGAAUAAUGGUUUGUUCCAAAUAACCCAUGACAAUCUGCUAUCACUACAAAAUAUGGAAUUUUAAUUACAAUUGUUUGUUAGA